ACUAGCAAGUGGCCCGUGAGUGUUUUUAGCUUUUUUUGUUGGUGAUUUCAAAAAGUAAUAUAUAUGUUUUUAUAGAAAACAGAGUUUCUCUUAUGAGUACAAACAGAAGCUGCAGGCAUAGUUACUCCAUAACAAGAGUCAUAAAGUUUGCCUGAGAACUCAGUGAGUUGUGUAUUUGACCCAACAACAAGAUUUCCCAUGAGCGGAAUUCACCGUGACUCGGGGACACUCGAUUCCUCCUCCGGUUGCCUCAGACACCUGUCACGGCUCUGCAGCUCACAUUCAUGGGCGUUCUGACAAGAAGGGUGUGUCUGCUUUGAUCUGGAGGACGGAGAUGCAGAGGGUGUCUCGCCCACAGAAGCAGAACGGGUUUGUCCGCUCACCUCCCCUCCUCAUAAAAGGUCGGAUCCACCUGUGGCCGCGCCGUUAGUUCAGUCGGGAGCUCACUUCACACGGGCCGAGAUGGCUGCAACUACAGCACAGGCCAUGGGGAGCCUGCCCAGCGGACUGGAGAUCUGCACAACUGCCCCGGAUAUAUUUUAUCUGCCUGAACUGGUGUUCGGUGGUCUGGUGUGGAUUCUGGUGGCGUCGACCCACGUGACCCCACCAAACCCUCUGGGAUGGGUGAUGUUUGUCUCCAUCUUCUGCUUUGUCAUGACCUUCCUCUGGAUGAUCCUGUUCCUGACUGGAUGUCAUAAAAGCAGUUCUGGCUGGGCUGCUGCUGACUUCAUCUACCAUGGGCUGGCGGUGCUGUUUUACCUCAGUGCGGGGGUAGAUUUGGCGUUCAUCACCAUGUUAAUGAAAGCAGGAGACUUUAAAAUGUACCAGAUUGACAUUUCUGCCGUGGUUUUCGCCUUUGCCACCACCCUGCUGUACUUCAUCCACGCCAUCCUCUCCGCCAUCCGAUGGAAACAUUUCUGAACGAAGCAGAGCGGAAAAACUGGAUGCCGUCUGAUGCACAACACAGUUGUGUAUGUCUGAGUGUUUUCUGCUGAGAAUACUCACAACGAUAACUUAAUAGGAAGUUUUCAUUUGUAUUUCCCUCACGUGCUGCAUGUUGAAAAGAUGUGGCACAAAUGCGAUCCAUCACUUCUUCUGUUUUCAUAUAAAACAUGCAGGAAGAACCAAAAAACUGCUAAAUAAUAACAAUUGUAGAUUUUUCUGAUUGAAUGUGAUGCUGUUUUUAUGGAAGCAAAAUGUACUUUACCUUCAUUUCAAAAAGUAAACGAACUGCUAAGAAAAAAACAUAUGUUUUCCAAAAAUACAUGUUUUUUUUUCCCUAAGAAACAUAUUUUGAUUACACAAUAACUGGCUUCAUUUGUAUUAUCAAAUGGAGGAGACAAAAUGUCUACUCUGAAGAUACCUGACACCUCCUUUAGUCACUUUGCUGAGAAAACGAUUCAGCCGCUUUCUCUGCAAUAGUAAAGUGUAUUAGACAUUCACUUUUGUUCAACCUUUGCAGUUCACCUGCAAAUCCAACUUCUAUUUUAAGAUAAGGACGAAAAACAAAAGGAAAACUUUAUGGGCAUUUUUUGUUUAUAAAGAAAAUGCAGUUUUCAGAAAUAAGUCUUAAUUUAAAGACAAGUAAUGCCAACAUGCUGCUAGGAAGGAAUGUUUAAAAAUGCAUAAUUAUUAUUUAAACUCUUUUUAUGUUUGCUACUUAAAAAAUAAGGUAACGCUGAUGCUUUUUUUUCUUUUUUUUUCUAUCCAAUCAUAGUAAAUAAAUGAAAAAUUGCACCACAAAUCGGAUCACCGUUAUUUUAGAUUUACUUUAGGAGAAUAAACUUUUAGGAAAGCAAAAUGCCAUUCACAUUUUUAAUUUAAUGUAUUAAAUUUUGUUUUCUUUUUGAAUUUAAUUACAAUAAUUAAUGCCAGCAUUGAACACAAAAGAUGUAUUUUCAUGUUUUAGAAAAGGAUUUAUUAAGUUGUUGCAUUUCUCAUGUUCUUGAGAUUAAAAUAUAUAUAAAAAAACA
Molecule: messenger RNA, 1973 nt
Organism: Oryzias melastigma (Indian medaka)
Lineage: Eukaryota; Metazoa; Chordata; Actinopteri; Beloniformes; Adrianichthyidae
Gene: malb
Product: mal, T cell differentiation protein b
Exons: 4
Coding region: 463-921 (152 amino acids)
Biological process (GO): myelination
Cellular component (GO): membrane
Molecular function (GO): structural constituent of myelin sheath
Source: RefSeq, a predicted model, not a curated record